AUGCCUUCACCACCCAUCACUCUGGUGCUCCGAGGUGCCGGUGAUGACGACUGCCAACUGUGGUGGGACUUUUGGGAGGAUUACUGCCGUGCCGAGGUCCACGACGGGUCCAUUGCCGACCUUUUCACGGACAUCCACCCUUGGCGCGCAUUGCCGACGACCGGGGGCCAGACCACGGGGGCCGACGGCUGCUUGGCAACGGGCUCCUUGACGGCCGAGGAGGACUCGCUCGACGAGUUCAACGCGCGCUUCCACGCGGCCCAGCAGCGCUUCUGGUUUGCCAAGCUAAAUCUUGUAUAUCACGUGGCUCAUGUGCGACAUGACGCAGGCGACGAGGACAUUGACGUGCGGCUCCGGCUUGGCGGCAAUUUGGACGAGUUUUGCGCGGCGCUCGACGACGUCGUCAGCUACCCGGGCGGCUUCGAGCGCGCGACCGACGAAAUCCCCGAGUCGGUGAUGCAGCAGUGGCUCGAGGACACCUGCGGCGCAACCAGCACCGGCUUCGAAGGCUGGCGAGCGGAUGACGAGCAGCAGACUUGGAUGUGGUUGCGCAGCUUGCCCUUUCGCUCGAAGCAGGACCGGGAGGGGCCGCGGGAAUCGGACGAGACGACGACGACGCGCGCCGAGGAGGAACAGCAGGACAAGUACGGAGUACAGUAG
Drechmeria coniospora is the source of this 660-nucleotide messenger RNA. RefSeq lists its product as uncharacterized. The coding region runs from base 1 to 660 and encodes 219 amino acids. Lineage: Eukaryota; Fungi; Ascomycota; Sordariomycetes; Hypocreales; Ophiocordycipitaceae. The transcript has a single exon. The record is from RefSeq and is a predicted model, not a curated record.